Dendronephthya gigantea is the source of this 1784-nucleotide messenger RNA. Its product is annotated as DDB1- and CUL4-associated factor 10 homolog. NCBI's taxonomy places the organism in Eukaryota, Metazoa, Cnidaria, Anthozoa, Malacalcyonacea, Nephtheidae. The record is from RefSeq and is a predicted model, not a curated record. The coding region runs from base 75 to 1259 and encodes 394 amino acids. Gene Ontology annotation, cellular component: Cul4-RING E3 ubiquitin ligase complex. Gene Ontology annotation, molecular function: protein binding. The transcript has 2 exons.
UGACUUUCGAUACUUAUUUGGUUUCUCAAACUUUUUUAAAAAUGAUACGGUAAUUUGGUUUUGCCUGGCUCACGAUGCGUAGGUAUUCGACAAUAGAAAUGUGUAGACAGCGAGAAAUCGGGCUGCUUUCUUUAACUUGUGAUACUUUGACAUCCAGAUAUUACAAACAUUUUAAGAGGUCAUCAAGCAUUUAUAACAUUACUCUAGGACGUGGUGGAGUAUUUAGCCUGGAGUUUUCACCCAGUGGUAAAAUGCUGGCCGCAGCCUGCGAACAAAACACCGUUUCACUCUAUGAUCCAAACACAAGAAAAUGCCUGCAUCAAAUAUCAGAUGCCCACAAUGAUGCAGUCAACUCCAUAUGCUUCUGUGAUGAAAGAAUUUUUGCAACUGGGUCUGAUGAUUGUACUAUAGCAUUGUGGGAUGCACGAAAGUUGGGUGAAAAUGUUAUGCGGCUUGCAGGACAUACAGACUGGGUGAAGAGUUUAGCCUAUGAUUGCAAAACACGGUUGUUACUCAGCUCAGCCUUCGACGGAACUAUUCGCACCUGGGAUAUUAACAAAUCCACUUAUUCAGAGAAUGAAUUACAUGAAAUAGGUCAAAAAUUGUUUACCAACGAAAGUGGCAUAUCUCGCAUGGAACUCAGUCAUGCUGGUGAUAAGCUUAUCAUGUCAUGCUUCAGUCAGAUUGAUCAUCACGAUGAGAUUCUAUUGGUCCAUAAUCUUGACUUAGAACAUUUUUCAGAAGAUCUACAAGCAACUGAAAAUAAUGUAGAUGCAAAAAAUGACUACCGCAACAAUCUAAGUGUAAUAAAUGGCAAUUAUGAAUUUACUGUUCCUCCAUUAUACAUUCCUUCUUUUGCGGUUCAUCCUGAUGGCUCUUGUUUGGUGUCUAGAUAUUUGACAGCAGUGUAUGACUAUACCACAGUUCAUGACAUACAAUAUGAUUCAUCUUGUAAGGAAAGACGACUUAGUCAUUACAUACAGGAGAGUGAAGCCGGACCUGGGUUUAUAAAAGACCAAAGUUUUAGUCCAGAUGGUCGUGUCAUCGCCUCGCCAUUUGCUCAUGGUGUACGAAUUCUGGCAUUCGAUUCAGAAUGCUCUUUAUGGAGGAAAGAUACAAUAAUAAAACCUCUGAAGGAAGUCAAGAGCCUCUUCGGUCAUCCAAUGCCCGUUUGCUGUUGCAAAUUUUCUCCAACUCAUAUGCUGCUUGUGACUGGAUGUCUGGGACAAAAAGUCGUAUUUCAUGAACCGAAAUUAUAGCCCGAUAUAGGCCUUGCAAAGGAACAUAUGAUUGCAUUUCAAGGUUGUUUCGUAAAACUGGCAUGCGACGUCAAAAGACGAAACGUGUUAUGAUCCAAAAUAAAAAAUGAAAUAAAUUCGAACUGUAAACUCAUUUAAUUUAUACAAGCUUGACUAAUAAGUAAUAUUUAAUUGCAAUUAUUGAAACGAAGCUCUGCCUCUAAAAUCAUCAAGAAAUCCAGAAUAUGUAGUGCAAUAGUUAAUACAUAAGAGAUCCAUGCGGUGAAAACUAAUGGCCAAGUGCAACUGUGCAAGCUUUGAACAUUGCAAUAGUUCAAAACUUCGUGUAAUAAGACAAAGCGUCUAUGCGUAAAUAAUUUGUAAAUAAGAUUAAAUAAUUACAAUAGUAAAACAACAAUGAAUUUUCUUCUUUUGAUAGAUGUGACAGAGUGCAUAAGACUUAUGUAAGGUGCUCAAGUAAGGGCACUUAUACUGUUAUACAUUAAAGCGCAUUCACAUGCAACUAUUAGCCUGCGAAUAACAGAA